Messenger RNA from Hyaena hyaena (striped hyena), 2478 nucleotides. RefSeq names its product mitochondrial ribosomal protein S16 (gene MRPS16). The record is from RefSeq and is a predicted model, not a curated record. Gene Ontology annotation, molecular function: structural constituent of ribosome. Bases 406 to 822 code for a protein of 138 amino acids. Gene Ontology annotation, biological process: mitochondrial translation. The transcript is spliced from 3 exons. Gene Ontology annotation, cellular component: ribosome; mitochondrial small ribosomal subunit. Lineage: Eukaryota; Metazoa; Chordata; Mammalia; Carnivora; Hyaenidae.
GUCCGCUCCCCCGGAUUCUCCCAAUAUUCUUCACUCCAGCAGGAACCCACGGUCCAAUGAAGACCGAGAGCGCUCACGCAGCUCGGCCUGCACUACCACCCCUGCUACACGCAAAUCGCCGCGCGCCUUUUUUUGCAGGAGUUUAAGGGAUGUUAGGGUUCGCAGCAUUGCCUUAUGGGAAGUGUAGGGCAGAAAGCGGAAGAGGCGGGGCGAGUGGACUCCGCUUCCGCCACCGGAGCGCUGAGGCUUGGGUCGCGGAGAGGUCGCGCCCCGGUUCGGCAGCGGGGACUGCUCCGUGUUCGUCGUCCGCCCCUCCCGAGGCCGUAGCGCUGAUCUGUGCAGACAGCGGGACGCUGCGAGGAGCGGCAGCUGGCUCCCCAGGUCCCGGCGCACGCCGGCUGCACCAUGGUCCAGUUCACUUCUGUCCUCUGCAAGGCCUACCGUGGAGGCCACUUAGUCAUCCGCCUUUCCCUGAGUGGCUGUACCAACCGGCCUUUCUACCGCAUUGUGGCUGCUCACAACAAGUGCCCCAGGGAUGGCCGUUUCGUGGAGCAAUUGGGCUCCUAUGAUCCACUGCCCAACAGCCAUGGAGAGAAAAUUGUUGCUCUCAACCUGGACCGGAUCCGGCAUUGGAUUGGCUGUGGGGCUCACCUCUCUAAGCCUGUGGAGAAACUUCUGGGUCUCUCUGGCUUCUUUCCUCUGCAUCCCAUGAUGAUCACAAAUGCUGAGAGGCUGCGAAGAAAACGGGCACGCGAAGUCCUCUUAGCAUCUCAGAAAACAGAUACAGAAACUACAGAAACUACAGAAACAAAAACGAGCUGACUUCAGCUGAGCUUGAGCAGAACACUGGGGAAAAGGUCUAAGUUCUCUUAAAAUACUUGUGCAGAAUACUUAGUUUUAUUAGAUUUAGAAGUCAAUAAAUGGAGUUUUCUAAGUCACCCAUGCUCUUCUGGCCUGGCCUGAGCAGGGCGCAGGGAGAGAUUUGUUCUUUCUGACAUAGAGCUGGGUCUGGGUACUCACUUGCUUUUUUAGUCUUCAUCUGGAGAAAGACAGUGACUGUGACGUGUGUUGGACUUCUGGGUUGGGCCCUGGAUCUCUUGGGUAACUUUACAGUCUGCUCCCUUCCAAGACCCUUGUUUGAAAGCCCCCAGCCAGCCUGCCCAUGGUCCAUCAGAGUAAUUCCUUCCUUAAUCAUUUAUGGUCAUCCCACUGGCUCAAGAACACAGUUACUUUGCUUAUUUUUUUUUUUUGUAAUUAUAGAUUUAUAUUGUCUUGUUUGACACAUAAUCUCAAAUUUACAAAGGUAGAUUUUUUUAAUGAGCUUUUAAGCUAUAAGAGUCUAUUUUAAGAAUGAGAAAAUGGAAGAAAGGUAAUAUUGAAAAGUACCUAUGUACAUUCUCAGCUCUUUACAAGUAGAGUUAUUUGUGAGGAUUAUUAGGUAUCAUGAAAGUGGGUAGGAUUGUCUCCAUCUUAUUGAUGGGAGGCUGAGGUUCAGAGGUGGAAACUUGACCAAAGCCACCUGUUUUCAUUUGGGCAAAGCUACGAUUCAGACUCUACUAUGCAUACCUGGAGAGCUCUUUCCAGCAUAUUUUAGUGUCUGGGGCAAAGUGGGUGUGAGAUGAGGGAUUUUUCAAAAGUCCACUUAAAAAACCAGUGUGAUAGAAUGAGGUUUCGGUGUCAUGAAUUUGGUAAUGUAAAUGACGGGCUGUGCCCAAAACCCAAAAUGUCAUUACCUCUUCCACCAGUUUGCAGGACAACCAUAGACAUGGAUUGGAGAAUUUUAGUGCACACCCUGGAUAGUACAGAUUUCAAAUUCUGGCAUGACACUAUGGUGGGGAGAUUUAUAGAGGAGAUAAUAAAGUGCUAGUAUGUACCAACUUACUUUAUUCUCUGGGUUUUGUAUUCUGAGAACAAUUACCAGCCAUCAUUAUGGUAUCAUCAAGUCUCUCCCAGGGUUGUUACUGGUUGGCUUCCCUUGCUUUGAGGGGACUUUGAAGUCAGGGCAGGCUGGAGAAGAACUGACUACUUGGAUUUCUCUUGGAUCUGGGAAAGAGAAAUGCUAUGAAAACCAUGGGAACUCUGGAAGUUACAGAUAGUAAUCUCUGGAUUGUUCAAGAUCUUUGGAUAAACUAUAAUUGUAGAGCGGAGGAGAAUGAUUCCGGAAAGUAUUGACCAGUAAGGCAAACUGCUGGAAAAUGGGUUAAGCUAAAAUAUUUUAAGCUACUGAGUUUCUGCCAAUUCAGGUAUUCACUUUGUGCCCUGGUUUUCCUUUGUCUAAGAUCUAUAUACACACACUUUCUCUUUGAGCUCAUCCUGUCCCUGAUUUCCAAAGUUUUCUCAAGCUCUAGCCUUGCUCUGGGUCUCCCGACAUAGUUUCUCACCAUCUACUAGUUGAUUGCAUCAGCUUAUCUUGCUAUCACCUCAAAUCCAACAUGCUAAAACCCAGCUCUGCACUUAAGAAACCAUUAAAAUAAUUAA